Molecule: messenger RNA, 1074 nt
Organism: Phaeoacremonium minimum UCRPA7
Lineage: Eukaryota; Fungi; Ascomycota; Sordariomycetes; Togniniales; Togniniaceae
Exons: 3
Coding region: 1-1074 (357 amino acids)
Source: RefSeq, a predicted model, not a curated record
AUGCCCCGAUGUGAAGAAGUUGGCGAGUCCAUGCCGGACAUUGCCGGUAUUGGAAUUCUCGUGGGCUUCAUUGCUCAAGCGUUUCUAUCCCUUGUGCUGUCAGCAUGGGUAUUCUUCCUCUCGAAGCAUGGAGACCUCGAAUUGAAGCAUCAAGAAGGAUCGCUGGAGCACAUGAUUGAGAGCAAGAGGCUCGAGUUCGUCAGUGACGUUCUGAUGGUGGGCAAUGAUAUCCAGAUGCUUACAGGGAUUGCAUAUAUGGUAACGGCAUUCACGUUCGUCAAGACCAUAGACCUGUAUCAUUUGCAUUUGAUGUAUGAUACAGUCAGCUUUGUCGGCGUGUCCAGCGCGGCAGCUCUCGUAUGCUGGUCCUUCUGCGCAGCCAAGAUCAAGAGCAUCAGCUCCAAGUAUCCGCCCCGCCACCCGACCAAGGUGCCUCGCAUCUCGCGCUGGUCGCCCAAGCACAGGGUGACCUACGUCUUUGCGAUUCUCUUCCUCGCCCUGACCAUCCUGCUCGAGGUCCGUCUCAACGAGUGGAGCGACUCCGAGAACUCUGAAGAGCCCAAGCCUGGCAGGUGCUACUACACAAACGGCACCAGCACUCCCUCCGCCGGCCAUCCCUGGACGGACAAGACGUACGUCGGCAUCACGGCGGGCUGGCUGCUUCUCGUAAUGGCGUCGGCCAUCUUCGGACGGUCGGAACGCCGUAAGAUCAUCCUCAUUCUCGCGUUUCUGCAGUUCCCUGUACACUUGUACAUGACGAUCGCGCUGCGGACCGCCAACCAGGAGCACCUUUCGGGCGAGGAGGGCGAAAAUGGUUGGGAUUUCGGUCAGACGACUGCGAUAUUGUUGCUGGGCGUCACCAUCAACGAGCUAGUGUCGAAGAGUUUGGGGUUCCAUAAAGAGACCAAGGCACUCAGGCGGGAAGCUCGAGGGUAUAGCAGCCUGCCUGACGCGCUGGCGGCUGAGGAAGAAGGGAAGGGAUCAGUCAGACAAGGCGACUCCAGGGAGGUGAAUUUAAACCAACAACAAGGACAGCAUCAGAGGCAGCAGACCCCGGCUACCAACGGUCGCUGA